This is a messenger RNA of Ochlerotatus camptorhynchus, 5848 nucleotides long. RefSeq names its product toll-like receptor 6. The transcript has a single exon. Gene Ontology annotation, cellular component: extracellular matrix. NCBI's taxonomy places the organism in Eukaryota, Metazoa, Arthropoda, Insecta, Diptera, Culicidae. The record is from RefSeq and is a predicted model, not a curated record. Gene Ontology annotation, molecular function: protein binding. Gene Ontology annotation, biological process: signal transduction. Bases 350 to 4303 code for a protein of 1317 amino acids.
UUUGCGAUUCAGAUUGCGUCUGGCGGGGGAGACCGCGCAGCAAAAAUUCAUCAAUCUGGCUUCGGCACAGGGAAGCGGUGCGAUCUUCUUUCUACUCUGUUGUGGAUUCGUGCUUCUGCGGUGCUGUACACUGGUGACCGCAGGACGCAACAACUUUCUCCGGCACGAUGAUGCCCUGCCGAAGGGAUGCACCUGGACCGGUGCCGUACUGGAAGUUUCGCAGGAGAAAAGAUCCGACGAGCUGCAGUGCAAAAUCAAAACCAUAACCAAGACCGAGAGUCUGCUAGCUAAUAUAAGUAGUUAUCAAAUUGAUAGGAUUAAAUCGCUCAAGCUAGAGUGUAACGACAUAAUGUUCUUUGAAAGUUCCUUAGAAUCGACUACGACGCCUGGAAACUUUCUAGGCAAUCUUAACAGCUUGAUGCGGCUGUCGAUUGAGUACUGUAAAAUAAAGUACAUCCCAGCGAUGGCGUUCUCGAACAUGAAAGUUCUGAAAAGUCUAUCCCUAAGCACCCACAAUAUUGACUGGUCUGUGAUGAACCUCGAACUGCAUCCGGAUAGCUUCCGGGGACUGACCGAGCUUAAAGAGAUGCACCUGGCGGAUAAUAACAUCUGGACUCUACCGAAUGAAGUAUUUUGUCCGCUUUACACUUUGAGAGUGCUCAAUCUAACCGGAAACAGACUGAGUGACUUAUCUCAGCUGUCACUGUCCGACUGGGGCAAGGGGCCGAUAGCUCCCGGAAAAGCGUGCAACACGGGUUUGGAAGUGUUGGACCUGUCUGGAAACGACAUCACUCUUAUGCCAGAUAAUGGCCUAUCAGCGUUAAGAUCAUUGAAUGCGCUUUAUCUGCAAGAUAACCUACUCAAAGAAAUUGCUGACAGAGCAUUUGUCGGUUUGGGUACACUUGAAGUUCUCAACCUUUCCAACAACAAACUCACCGCCCUCACUCCGGAACUUUUCCUAUCAUCGCGCAAAAUCCGCCAAGUCAACUUGCAAAACAAUUCUCUAUCGGUGAUGGCACCCGGUGUUUUUGAAGGGUUGGACCGGCUUGAAAUGUUGGACCUUUCGCGGAAUCAACUGAUUUCAACUUGGGUCAAACGUGACACAUUUGCUGGCCAAGUGCGCCUGGUGGUACUAAAUCUCGGAUACAAUCACCUCUCGAAAGUGGACCAGCAUGUGUUCAAGGGACUGUACAGUUUGCAAAUUCUUAACCUGGAGCACAAUGCCAUCGAACUGAUUGCCGAUGGUGCGUUUAGUGAUUUGAAAAAUUUGCAUGCGCUCUUCAUCUCGCAUAAUCGGUUGCGACAAAUUGAACCGUACCAUUUCAGUGAGCUGUACGUUUUGAAUCAGCUGAUAUUGGAAUCGAACCAGAUUGCGUACAUUCACGAGCGUGCCUUCGAGAAUUUAACCCAUCUGCAUGAUCUGAGUCUGAACGACAACCGGCUCGAAGAGAUACCGUCCGGGAUGAAAAGUUUGAAGUUUUUGCAGUCGUUGGAUUUGGGCAAGAACCAAAUAACCGAGAUUAAUAAUUCCUCCUUUGAGGGACUGGAGGAGCUCAUCGGACUGCGGCUGGUGGACAAUCAGAUAACGGAAAUUUCUAGAGAUACGUUCUUUGCGUUGUCAACCAUCCACGUACUGAAUUUGGCCAGCAAUCGGAUACGGCACGUGGACCAGUCGGCUUUUAGUUCAAAUCCGACACUGCGUGCCAUAAGGUUGGAUAAUAACGAGCUAGAGGAUGUGGCUGGAGUGUUUACCUCACUCACGUCACUGGUCUAUUUGAAUAUUUCCGACAACAACAUUGGCUGGUUUGAUUAUUCGCACUACCCGCAGUCGCUCGAGUGGUUGGACAUCCACAAGAACAAUAUCUCCGAGCUAGGCAAUCGGUACGACGUGGGAAAUUGGUUCCAGUUGAAAAUGUUGGACGUUUCGCACAAUCGCAUCAAGCACAUCAACUCGAGCUCGUUUCCGAAAAAUAUCGAAACCUUGCUGCUGAACAACAAUCAGAUCGAAGAGAUUGCCCCGGAGACGUUUACUAACAAGGAGAGCAUUGUGAAGGUGGUGCUAUAUGGAAAUCACUUGCGCCGCUUGGAAAUGUCAUCGUUGGCGCUAACGUUGGUUCCGGAUACACGGACAAUGCCGGAGUUUUAUAUCGGUGAUAAUUUAAUCCAUUGCGAUUGCAGCAUGGAGUGGUUACAACGAAUCAAUGAACUGAGUUAUCUUCGCCAGUACCCGCAGGUGAAGGAUCUGGACUCGGUGAUGUGCACGAUGGAACACGAGCGAGGUGAGUUGGUAAGACCACUGAUGGAAAUGAAGGCCAGCGAGUUUCUAUGCAAAUACGAGAGCCAUUGUUUUGCGACGUGCCAUUGCUGUGAUUUCGACGCGUGUGACUGCAAGAUGACAUGUCCGGAUCGGUGCAGUUGCUACCACGACACAGCCUGGGAGUCGAACAUUGUGGACUGUGGUAGUGUCGGACUAACGGCAAUUCCGGUGAAAAUCCCCAUGGAUGCCACCGACAUCUAUUUGGAUGGGAAUAAUUUCGGGCAGCUGGAAAGUCACGUUUUCAUCGGGAAGAAAAAACUCAAGUCGCUGUAUCUGAAUAACAGUCACAUCGAUGGGCUGAAUAAUAAAACGUUCGGUGGAAUUCCGGCGCUCAGUGUAUUGCACCUGGAGGACAAUGGGCUGGAAAGUAUUAGCGGAGCCGAGUUUGAGCAGUUGCGUGAUCUGAAGGAAUUGUUCCUAGAUCACAAUGCCAUCAGUGCCAUCGGAAACAAAUCGUUCUAUUAUCAGAAAUCAUUGGAAGUGCUUACGAUAAGUGACAAUAAAAUCAGUGAAUUAAAGCCCUGGGAACUGAUGCCACUGGGCGGUAAGUUCCGGCUAAUCUCGUUAAGUGGUAAUAAACUGGCCUGUGCUUGUGAAUCGAUGAGUAAGCUAGUGGACUGGGUCGAACGGCAGUUUAACGAAACGGACGGACUAAGUGAAUUUCAAUGUUCGAAUAAUAAAUUACUGAAGGACGCGAUUAAGGAGUGUGAGAGUCACAAGAGUGCCCCGAUUGCGACACCAACCGUGCAGCGAACGAUUAUCGAUAAUGAUUUUAUAGACUACUUACCGCUGUUGAUUGCCGUACUAGCCGGACUAGUGCUGACGAUUCUUCUGGUGACGCUGGUGUUCAUCUUCCGGAACGAUGUUUGCCUGUGGGCUCACUCUCGGUAUGGGGUAAGGAUCUGCAAGGAUCCACUCAAUACGAUGGAACGGUGCGAGGAUAACGAAAAACUUUACGAUGGUUAUCUUGUUUAUAGUGCGGCCGAUGCCGAUAUGGUUACUAGUCAAAUUGCACAAGAAUUAGAGCAUAAUGGUUACGCACUUUGCCUGCACUACCGGGACAUUCACUCGGCUGCCUUUCUGGCCGAUUCCCUGCAAGGAGCUGCCGAUGCAUCCCGUAAGCUGAUUCUGUUUAUAAGUGUCAAAUUUAUGCAGCUCGAGUGGUCACAACCGGAGUUCCGAGCCGGGUUGCAAGCAGUGCUGGAACUUAUCCGACCAUCCCGGCGGAAACAGAAGCUUAUCCUAAUCACUUCGGUGCCACAAUCGAUGCUCACGAUGGACCCCAUAAUGGACAUACUCACGCGAACCUGCACCGUUAUCUCGUGGGACGAUCGGCGCUUCUGGGACAAACUCCGUUUUGCCAUGCCGGACAUUGGCAAAAAUUCUCCUGUAAAUAAGGCCCCCCAUCGCAAAGCCAUCAACAUCCGGUAUACUCCGGCCCCAACAAAUCCUACCGCACCGACGGCCACCUGGCCCAAGCGCCUCAACUCCGAAGUAUGCGUACAAUAUCCCCCACAGUCGGCUCAUUCUCCCAACCACAGUACUUACAAUACCGAGGAUGAACUUUCGACUGCUUCCUCGCCGCAGUACGAAGCCCCGACGCUUCAUCACGCAGUCGGAGGAGGUCACGCGAUGAUUCCCUUCCACCUUCACCAUUCACAUGCCCCAUCGGCGCCAUCACACCACAUUCCACUGCAGCAACAACAGCAGCAACAGCAGCACCAGACCAGUCAUUCGCCGCACCUGCAAAACUACCCCCACCAUCCUCAACACCACCACCAGCAGCAACAUCAACAACAACACCAUCAACUGAACCUUCAGCAGGGAAACGCCUCCACUGCCAUGGGAGCUCCCGUGGGCUACUACCGCACCAGUAAGUCCAACAAUACCAACACCCUAGGCCACGUGUACUCCACCAUACCGGAGUCGCAAUACAACACCCAUCACUCCAAUCGCAGCGAUAGCAAUCGACCGUACUUUGUGUAAUAUUUACUCUACUUUUAGCUCUUUUUUCAAAUCUACCACCCCUCCUCCACCCUCUUAAUUCUCCCAUCUCAUGUGUACUUCAUUCCCCAUUCAUUCGUACUCGCUUUAAUAGUCCUACUAUUAUUAAAAAAAAAUGCUAAAUAUUGUGUAUACAAAUUGUUUACAACACUACUACUCUGUGAACUACUCGUAGGCUAGGUCAAAAUGAAAAAAAUAAAAGACUUAUUUGAUUAGAAAUCUCCCUCUCCGACCCAUGCAGCCCAAUCAAAACCCUAUCGCUUUCUGUGCAAGCGAGCAUGAUGCGGAUGCCAAUAUGAUUUUCUCGUACCCAUUUUGAUUUCUACUUCUUCUUUCAAUAACAUAAAUUCAUCUUGGAAAGCGCGAGAGCCCACGACGCAUCAUAAUCAGUCUGUUUGUUGAUUUGUUUUAAUUGAAAGUGACCGCGCGCAGCUUCAGCCGAGGAAAACAUGACCGGGGAACAAAGGCAAACAUUAUCUUUCUGGGCGGGAAAUCAAAAUUGAUACGCGAGUAAAUAUGCAUAGUGGUACUGAUUAAAGAGUGGAAUGCUGUUGAAAUUUGAAAUCGAGUGGAGGAUGCUCAAUUGAUUCUGGGCGGCAUUUUUUCGUGACUCGCUCUGUCUCGCUGUCGUAUAUCGCUAUCUGGGACAGCGCGGGACAUUCAUCGUGGUUGAACAACGGUUUCACUGACAGGUUACAAUUCUUCAGUGCUGUUGACCGUUGACGGGCCGGAUUGGGAAACGAUGACGGAAUAUGCGUGUGCGGAGGACAGAGUAACGACGAUGGACACUGCAUGAUAAGACCUUGGACCAUAUGUAGUCCGAAAUGAGCUGAUACAUUUAGAUAGCGGGCAGAAAAUUGUUUCUGGCGAUGCCGAGCUAAGUCACACAUCGAUGUAGGUAUGUAAUUUGAUCGUGUUGCGAUAGCCGGCAGUGUGACAGUUGAUGAAUUGACUAUUGUUGGGAGUGGAAUUUUUGCGUGUAUGGGACGUGACGUGAUUAGUUUGCACUUUCGAUUGGAUCCGGAGUGAUGAUGGAGUGUAUCCGCGAUCGGAAGUGUUGAAUUUUCGGAGAACGGGAAGAAGUAACUUCGGUGAAUUUAACUCUUGACGUGUUGUUAUGAGAAUCUCGAAUAGUUUUUCAGUAAGCAUAAAAAGCUGAGGUACUUAGAUGAUUUCAGAACAGUUUUGUUACAUACAAUACUUCUGAUCGAUUCUCAACGUUGCGCCACCAUGAGAUCAAGCUCGAUUUACAUCGCUUCUUCUUUGGUGCCUUUCGUCUAGUGGGGGUACGCGUACUCCGGAAGCUUAUUUUAAUCUGCGAGUAGUUUUGAAAUGUUGUAUAGAAGGGUCUUGGAAGCUUUAUUUUUUGCGUAAUUUUCAGCUAAAAAAAUUGCUUAUUCAGCUGUUGAUAAACUCAAAUUGUUUGUUGGGUAGCUUUUAAACCCGUUUAAGCCCAAAAACUGAAACUCAAAUGAAAGAGGAGCACCUUAAAUUUGUCAUUUGGUGGUUGUUUCAGCGAUAUUUUUU